UUCCCGACUUCCACAAAUACAUUCACAAAUACCUACUACAAGAUGUCAGCGUUCGCUUUCUUGAUCAUUUGCUUCCAAGCUUGCUUGGUUCAGAAUGUCUACAGCCAGUGCCUCCGUGGGGGUAUCGGAUCAGCAAACGGCUUUAACGGUGCCUACGGUCUGGGCAAUUCCUACGGCAUUGGUCUCACUGGGUCUGGAUUUGGUGGUGCUUACGGUCUAGGUACUUCUUACGGCUAUGGUCUUAUUGGUUCUGGAUGUGGCGGCACUUACGGUUUGGGUACUACUUAUGGCCGUGGUCUCAUUGGUUCUGGAUUUGGCGGUGCUUACGGUUUCGGUACUUCCUACGGCCUUGGUCUUGCUGGUUAUGGAUUUGGCGGGGCUUACGGUUUGGGUCUCGCCGGUCCACUCGCAUACGAUGCAGGCUACGGCGGUGAAGGUGUCGGUGAUGUAGAGGUCAUUGGUCAAAUGCCAGUCGUUGGAACUACCAUUGUCGAUGGAGAGGUGCCAAUCUUAGGUGCUGUUGAAUUCGGAGGCAUUGUGCCAGCCUCUGGCACCGUUACCAUUUCUGGAAGCUGCGGAUGCGGAUGCAGAGGUGGUUACCGUUACUGAGUAAUUAUUGAGAUAACUUUUCCGAACAAAUAAACUGAUAUAAAAUUGAAUAUA
Molecule: messenger RNA, 663 nt
Organism: Pararge aegeria (speckled wood butterfly)
Lineage: Eukaryota; Metazoa; Arthropoda; Insecta; Lepidoptera; Nymphalidae
Product: chorion class A protein L11-like
Exons: 2
Coding region: 43-609 (188 amino acids)
Source: RefSeq, a predicted model, not a curated record